Octopus sinensis (East Asian common octopus) is the source of this 11698-nucleotide messenger RNA. RefSeq lists its product as uncharacterized. NCBI's taxonomy places the organism in Eukaryota, Metazoa, Mollusca, Cephalopoda, Octopoda, Octopodidae. The record is from RefSeq and is a predicted model, not a curated record. Gene Ontology annotation, biological process: lipid transport. The transcript is spliced from 30 exons. Gene Ontology annotation, molecular function: lipid carrier activity. The coding region runs from base 55 to 11607 and encodes 3850 amino acids.
CUUCAGUCUCUCCUGACUCCUGGUGCUGUGAACAAAUCAUCAGUAUCAAAAGACAUGGGCUUACUGCAAGUCUUUCUACUCUCUGCUCUCGUAGCAGCCGGACAAGCAGGUCCAAUAAAGACAAUCCAAGCAGACAAUACACUCUGCUCGCAAACAUGCACAGAAAACAUCAAAUUCCAAUACCGACCCGGCUUCAUCUACCAAUACAAAUACCAUGCCCAAACCACAAACAAAAUGAAUGGUGCUAGCAACAACGAAGCCACGAUGACAAUUGAUGCCAAUGUUCAGAUUGAACCCGUGUCUCCAUGUUCACUCCUUAUGAGGGUGACAGACGCCGGUCUUCAGAACUCAGGUGAUACUUCGCAACGCCAAGUAUUCAGUGACGCCAUCACCAGAUAUCCUUUGAAAUUCACACUCCAAAAUGGAAGAAUUGAAGAUGUCUGCCCAAUGACUGAAGAACCCAUCUGGGUUUUGAACAUCAAACGUGGUAUUCUGUCGGCCUUCCAAAAUUCCAUGGACACUUUGGACAGAGAUGUGAACAUAACUGAGACUGACGUUGUAGGCAGUUGUUUGACCAAAUACAACUUGAAGGAAAGCAACGACCGUAUGAAGACCGUCAUGAAGAGCAAAGACUUGCUCAACUGCAAUGACCGAGAGUCGUACCGUGUGGCCAUUCAGUCAGUCAAAUACAACGUGCCAUCACAUGUGAAAUCACUCCCUCUGAUGAAGAGUUCUUCUGAAUGCACUCAGACAUUGGACAUGUCCAAUAGCAUCAUGAUGAAAUCCGUUUGCGUUGAGGAACACAUCUUCCGCCCAUUCUCGAAUGGCAACAGUGGUGCGAUGACCCACCAACGACAAGUCCUGACUUUCGUCGACAGACAGCGUCCAAGUGUGCAAACCUAUGAACGCUACGGCUACAGAACGAAUCUGUUGUUCCAACAUGAACAUGGCAUGCCCAACCAAAGAGAUGCUGAACAGACCAUUCUGUCCAAGCUGCAAGAACUCUGCCAAGUAAUGAAGGACGACGUGAGACCCGAGUUACCGAAAAUGGUAAACAAUCUGAUUGACAGUAUGAGACACGUGGAUUCCGGGGUUUUGAAGAAGAUCCACAACAAAAUCUCCAGAACCAGUUUCUGCCAACAAAAUGUCGAAAUACCAAAGAAGUACUUCUUGGAUGCCAUUCCAAUGGUAGGAACAACAGCUUCAGUUCAGAUGAUUCAAGACUUGAUCUCUCGAAAACACGUGACUGGUGCUGAUGCUCAGCUGUGGCUUUUAUCUCUUUCCUUCAUUCACCAUCCUUCGAAAGAAAUGAUUGCUGCAAUCUCGCCUCUCCUGGACGACAGCGAAAUUUCUGGAAACACCAUCUUAGCCGUCUCAUCUCUUGCCAGUAGUUACUGCAGCGUCAGACCCAACUGUGGCGCUGACACUGAAAUCAACGAUCUCGUCGGAAAGUUGGUUCGAAUGAUCGGCAACUGUGACCAAUCCAACUCAAAGACCAUCCACGCUCUCCGUGCCCUUGGAAACAUCGGCCACACUGCCCAGGCUGUUUCUCGUUUAUCCAGAUGCUUCACUAAAAAGAGCAACCCAAUGGACGUUAGAGUUUCUGCUAUUGAUGCAUUCCGUCGUAUACCUUGUGACGCAAUGCGCUCAGACUUGAUGGGUGUUUUCAGUGACGUGACUGAAGACUCUGAGAUUCGAAUCAAUGCUUACCUCGCUCUUAUGAAAUGUCCCAAUGAAAUGAUACUCAUGGAUCUACGAGAUAUGCUGCAGAAGGAAACAUCAAACCAAGUUGGAUCUUUUGUGUGGUCGCACUUGACAAACCUGAUGGAAACAUCUGAUCCUCAUCUCCAACACAUCCGAUCAAUCCUUGAGGACGAGAACCUAAAGAAAGAAUUCAACCUUGACAGUCGCAAGUUUUCUCGCAAUUACGAGGGAUCUUUCUUCUUCGAGAGUAUCAAUACAGGAGCUAAAAUGGACAGCAAUGUCAUCUUUUCUUCCAAGUCUUUCAUCCCACGUUCCGCUAACCUUAAUUUGACUGUCGAUCUCUUCGGACACGCAAUCAACAUUCUGGAAGUCGGUGGACGUAUCGAGGGUUUGGAGACAUUCCUGGAAAAAUACUUCGCAUCCUACAAGACCUCAAAGGACGCUGAUGCUGAAAUGGACAAAAUCAAAGCCGCCAUUUACAUGAGGAUGUUUGGCAAUGAACUCUAUUACCAUAGCAACGUUUUCUCCGAUCCGAUGUCUCUGUUCAAGAAAGGCGAAUCCUCCCUUCUGAAGAACAUGCAGCUCCUUGACAGUCGCAUGGUGAUCCCUACCUGUAUGGGUCUCCCAUUGAACCUCACCGUCACCACAACUGGGGGCAUCAACUACGACAGCAAACAUGCUUUUACAAAGGGCAAAUUCAACGCCGAAAUCAAACUGAGUGCUGCCAUUGAAGUAAAAGGUGAGAUGUGUGUUGACGCACACGUGACUAAAACUGGUCUGAAGAUGCUGACCCGGGCCCACACCAGUUCUGGAGUGGAGGUCACCACCAACAAGGAACGCGCUGAAAUUCGAUUCCCUCGCAAGAAGACUGAAAUCUUCAACCUCAAGAGCGAAUUCUACACAAUCCAAGGAGAAACCGAGAAGAAGGAGAACUUAAUCACCAGCAAUAUCCAGCAAUCCAAGAGCUGUACUGGCCAAACAAUGAAGACCAUCACUGGUUUCAGAUUCUGCCAGGAAUUACAAUAUGUUGACGCUUCCUCAAACAAAAUGGCUCCAUUCUUCCCCUUCACCGGACCAUUCGCCUAUGACCUUUACAUGAUCAAUGAAGACGCUCCCAACAAUUACAUCAUAGAAGCUGAUUUCCCGGGACCCAACGGCUAUGUAAUGCUUGAUACCCCAGGGUCAAAGGUACCCAGAAAAUGUCUCUUUAAGCUGGAUGGUAACACAGUUUUUGUAUCAUUACCAUGGAGAAACUUAAAGAUGGAAGGAACCCUUAUCAACAGUCUUUCUCUGAAGUCUGUAGCCGGACAUGUGCUUAUCGACAACAAAGAGUACAAAAUGCUGGCCAAAGUCGAAAUUGAAAAUGCAAAGAACGUCUUCAAGCUUGCACCCAAAUUUGAACUCACUUCCCCGAAAACGAAAUUCGCUGCGAAAGCAAACUUGGAAUAUAUGGCAAGGAAGAAUUUGGACCUGAGCGCAUCAGUCACAGGAUCGAUGCUUGAACCAAUCUCAUUGAAAGUGUCUGCACAAAAUGUACCCAAAGGAAUGGCAGCAACUUCUGUUUUGAAGCUCGGCAAAAAGGAAUACAACUUGAUCACUCGUCUUGGAAAGAUUCCCAAAAAGUCUGGUUUCAAAUAUAGUCCUUACUUAAAGGUUACGAUGUCGGGUAAAGAUGUCGUUGUGUUCGAAUCCACAAUCAGCCAUGAUGGAAAAGGCAAGGGAAAUCUGGAAAUGAAUCUUGACAAAGUGUUCUCCAAACCAAUUUAUCUGAAUGCACUUACUUCAAUGAAUGUUGGUAAAGCCAAGAGCAGGGACACUGCCCGAAUCAUAUUUAAGUCACCACAGGGUAGUUGCAAGUUGAACAUUGACUUAGACUCCAAACCUCUCGGAAUCAGCAGCAGAAUAAUCGCCAUUUACAACUUUGGUGCCAAAUUUUCGGACCGUCUUACGCUUUCUGCCAAGACAAGAACCGUCAGAACCAAGAACGCCGCUACCUACUCCGGCACCGCUGACUUGAUCAGCAAGAAGAGCAACUGGCUGAAUUUCAACGUGAAGAGCAAGCUGACCAAAACUAACAACCACCUGGACACCAAUGUGGAUCUCACUUAUGGCAACCCGAAAAACAAGGCCCUCAACAACCUGAAGGUGAACUCAGUCAUCAACUACAAGACGAAAUCAGUCACAAGAGAAUGUAACUUUGCUAUGUCAGUGAAACAUCCCGGACAGAAUGUCAACUUCCACGUGAAGGCCGACCAUUUCCACACUGCAACCUCCCCCAUGAGGAAAAUUGAGAACAAUAUCAUGCUUCAAGUCUCUCCUCGCUACUUGGUAAAAACUGGUUUGUUUUACAGCAACGUCAAAGUGAAGGGCUUGCAGAACACCGACGUCAAGGUGUCUCUUGCUUAUCCCGAUAGAGUCAUGGAAUUCGAAGAGAAAUUGGUUCAACUCAACACAAACACUUACGAGAAUGAAGUAUGUGCCCAAUGGCAAAAGGACACCAUGGUAAAAGUGAAGACAACUUUCAGGAACAGUCCCAAAGUUGUGAUGGUUGACAACCAGCUCACCUUACCCAACCAGAAACAAGCUAAACUGACCACCACUCUCAACAUGGCUGAUCGUAAUUACAAAGCAAUGGCCGAACUUCACGUUGACAAACAGAUUCUCUCCCUUGAGCAGAACAUUGACUACAAAGCUGUCGCCUCUGUUCAAUAUGAUACCAGUAAAACUGAUAUAUCCGGCAACGGAGAUCUUUUGUUAGAAUGGGCACAGGAUCGAAAAAUAAUUGCUACUGCAUCGUUAGUCGGUGUAGUUGGAAGGAGAUCAACCACCAAAUUUAGCAUCACUACACCUUUCAGAAGUCUUCAGAGUUACAGUGAAACCAUCGAACGUAUUACCACCAACAAGAAAUGUUUGUAUUCUUCCCAUAGUAUUUUGAGAAGCAACGACAACACAGAUGAGAUGAAACAAGACAUGACUUUGAAUUCUUUUGACAAAGAAUUUGAAUACAAUUUCUCGCACAUGCGCAACCGAGUUACGACAGAUGUGAAAAUUGCUUUGAAAAACAACGACAUCAAAAAGACCGCCAUGAUGUUGGUGAAACAAGACAAGAAAACCUAUCUUGAUGUGAGUAUGGCCCAUAAUGUUGACAGGAGUCAGAUGAACAGUGAUGCAAGCCUGGCUUUUGAUAUGUUUGAUGCUAAAGGUCACAUGAAGAUUGCUCUGGAGAGCGAUGAUCGAGAAAUGACUUCAAGCGGAGACUGCGAAAUUAAUCUGCCAAAUUACAGAAUCAACUCCAUCGGUGGUUCAUAUUCUCUGAAGCAUAACCAAGCUAAAUCUUCGAUUAAUCUUGGCUACACCAGCUCUUUGCGUUAUUACAAAAACGGAGAGAUAUCAGCUGUGCUAGUGAAAGGUUUGCCCAAGAGACUGAAGGGUAGCGUGACAGUUACAAGUAACAACAGGGAGUUAAUGAAAAUGAAUACUGAAUACACGAGACAGAAAGACAACUUCGAUGUGAAUGCUCAAAUGACAGGACCCGAUGGUAAGACGAUGACAGCCUCCUUUAACUUGAAUAUGUCUGGUGCAAGGAAAACAUCCCAUGCCGAAAUAAAGUCAGGUUCCAUCGAUGCCUCAGUGGACGGUGCCGUUGAAUUCGAAGCCGGCCGCUAUUUUGAUAGUGAAAUACGUAUCGGAUCUGGUGGUAAGAAUCUUUUGUUAUCUGGAAACUACAAGAUAGAAUCUUCCAGCCAUAAGAUAAAUGUUCAUUUAGGACUUCCAGACAGCAGACAAAUCAAGGCUCAAACUGUAAUCCUUAAUGGAGAGAGGAAAACAUAUUCUUUCAAUGUUGACAGUCCUGACUUUCCUUCCCUUACAAAUAUGAACAUGGAAGUUUCUUACCAAACAGGAGGCCAAGAUUCCAUGGCUAGGGCAUCGGUGAAAGUUUUGCCCUAUCUGGAGCAACUACAAUUGAAAGCAAGCCAAUCAAGGGACAGGACAGAUGCAAGUAUUGAACUCGAAACUCACUCUGAUACCAUAAGACAAGGAAAAAUGACACUGUCGCUAAAAGGUAACUGGAGACGAUAUGAGAACAUUAAUUUUGAAACUGAAUUCAACGAUAGAAAACUGUUUGUCUUCAAAGGUUUGUACAACGUGAACAGUGUGGACGAUUUCAAAGUAAAUAUGGUUGCUACCACAUCUCAUAAAAGGUAUAAUGAAUUCUCUUUUGAUAUCACACAUCAAAAUAUGGAGUCUAGCCUCCAGAUAAAGGCAGCCAGGGAAUUUAUGUUCAACAGCAACAUGAAGAACCAACCAAAACACACACAAAUCUCCUCCAAGAUUAGUCUGAGAAACUACGACGACUGGGAAACUCAAUUUGUUAGGACUGGCGACUUCGAUGACAUGGUCAUGACUCUGUCACACAAAAUUGGAAACAGCGACCAAUACACAAGCGACAUGUCGAUCCGUAAGUAUGGCAGAGAGGUCACCUUACAGAUUGUUACCCCGAAUGGAGUGAAAUUCAAUAUGGACUUGAUGGUGGACCCUGAGGACAUUUCUCUCGGACUUGACCUUUACCUCCACACACCUUCUGACAACUACGAAAUCAAUGCCGCUUACAACCAUAUGUCGAAAAUCGCGCUCAAAGUUGUGUUUCCAACCCACAAGUGUCAAAUGUUAAUGAAACUGAGCGGAGAUUUAGAAAAGUUCCAAUACCAAGCUGACAUCACUCACAAUAACGAGAAAUACGAAUUCAAUUUGUCCAACAAGGACUACUUCAGACGUAUCCAAGCCAGUCUGGGAACACCUUCAUUCAACGACCUUCUGGACUUCACACUAGACGGACAACCGGAGAUGUUCAACUUGAUCUUUGAGGCUAAACACAACGAAGAUGCCUUCCUGAUGAAAGUUUCCAACGAAAAAUUCUACAAAAAAAUCACCUUCGAUCUUAAAACACCUUUCAACUUUGAAACAUCUAUCAAGAUGGAUAACACUCUCAAAAACUUAAACGGUAUGUUCAGUGUUUUGAUAAGAAACACAAAAUAUGAAAUUGCUUAUUCCACCAAAGGCUAUUACGAGCAGAUGAGAGUAGCUAUGUCAAUUCCGAGACACCAGGUUGUUGUUAAAAGCAGCAUUGAUGCCAAGAAAAACGGCGUCACCGGCGAUGCUACCUUGGUCUACAACAAGAAAAGGGUCACUUUGGGAGGAUCCUACAAAAACUUUGGACGUAAGAUGGUUAUCAAGGGAGAUCUGAAAGCUCCUACCUUCAACGAUGACCUCACUCUUACCAUUUCCGGUAAAUUGAAGAAGUUCAACGUGGUUCUCAAACUGCAACACAACAAGGACAUUUAUGAAGUGACAGCCUCCAAUAAGGCAUACUACAAGACUUUGGACAUCAACGUCUAUUUCCCAGGAGUCAAAGCUAAGCUGGACUUUGAAGGAGAACUGAAAAGAUUCAAGGCCUUCGCCGGCGUGACCAUUGACAAACAACAAUACAAACUGGUUCUUUCCAAUCAAAAUUACAUGAAAGGAAUCAACGCUGAACUGACCACACCAGAACUUGGACACAACGAGCUGAAAUUUGACUUUGGUGGCGAAUUGAGAAAUUUCCAUCUUAACACUCAGUUACUGCGCAAGAAAACUGAAUAUUCUUUUGCAACCUCAGUAAAUGUUGACAGUCACUCAUACACCCUCAGCUUCAAGACACCCGUCUUCAGUUUGACAGGAGACGUCAUGAAUGGAUUUAAGUCUUCGAGCUUCAAGACAAAGUUGAUCAACAGUUACAACAGUUACCAAUUUGCUGCUUCCAACAUGAAUUAUUUCGAUUACAUGAGCUUCAAUAUGUCCACUCCUGAACUGGGUGUCCAGAAACUCACCCUCCAGCGACAGGACCGUUCUUUGUCUGUGCGUUUCCAGAACAACAACGACAUGUAUCAGUGUGAUAUCUCUUUAGAGAAUAAAGACAUUUUGAUCAGUUUUUCUUCUCCCGACAACAAAGGUGAGAUCAAGGCAAAAUUGAACGAACACGUCAAGGACUUUAGUCUGUCUGCUCAGCUGACCAACAACGGAAAAACUUACAAAGUGAAGAUGGUCAACGAUAACUUCAAACAAAUGGUCGCCCGUAUGACCAGGCCUUCUUCUGAUGACAUCGAAAUCUUGGUUGAAAACACCGGCAACAUUGCCAAUGGUAAGAGCCAUGUGAAGGCCACGUUUGGAAACUACCUUUUGGAUAACAAUGUCGAUGUUCAACUGAACCAGAGACAGUUCGUGAUGCAAAUGAAAUCAUCGGUGAAAUCAAGGCAAACAGCGAUCAACUUCAAUGUUGACAUUCAAACAAACUUUGAUACAAACGAGUUCAGCCAGUCAUUCAUCGUAAACAUGAAUGGAAGAAAGAGCUCAGUAAAGACCUACGUAAAUCUGUCACGUGGUUUGACAGCUUCUUUUGACCUCGAUAACACUUACACCGGCGACGUUCACAUGAAGGUCGAUAUUGAACCAAUGAAACUGAACCGGAUCAAAUCAUCAUUGGUACUGAAAUCUCAGUUAACAGGUGUCGUUACUCUGGUUUAUCAACACGAACUGACCAGAAUGUCCUUCAAAAGCAAAGCUCACAUCGAAACCGAUUCCAGUAGCAGACUUGCAGGCUAUGACGUAGAAGUAAGCUUCCAGCAGAAGUAUUCUUACAAUGUUAAGAUGGAUUACAAAAACGAAAAAUACGUCAUCACAUCGAAGGCUUCUCACGACGAUCGUUCGACAAGCGGAAACUUCCAAAUGAGGACUCCAUUGAGAAACUUGAAAGAUUUAACCAUCUCUGCUGAACUCGAUGCCAACAGGCUUAUGAAAGCAAGUGUUUCCCUCCCUAAACAGUUCUACGGUGUAAACUUUGUCAAUACCGGCAACGGCUUCAAUGUUGAGCUCGAUUUACAAAGAGACACCAGUGACAAGGAAAAGCAGUUUAAAACUUCUAUGAGAUACGUUAACAAUGACAGCCGAUCUACUUUCUUUAGAAAAAUCAUUUUGAAAGUGAUGGGCGAUAAUGGCGACUUGACUGGAAAUUUCCAUAUCCAGAAAUCUUCUGAUAUGUACACAGUGAAGGCUGAAUACAGUUGGGGAGAGAAAGACAGUCAGAAAAUAGGAGCAGAACUUCAAAUGAAAACUUCAAGCGGAAGCGAAGCACUCCUUAGUUUGAUCUUACCCCGUCGUACCAUCCAACUGACCGGAAAUGUUCAAAAUUAUCGUAAUCAACAUACUGCCAUGUUCACCUUGAUACCUGACGCCAACAACAGAAACGAGAAGAUUGAAAUAACAGCCGAUAUUUCUAUUGAGAGCAACAACAUCUACACCAUGAAUACGAUCGUCAAAUUCCCGAACCAGAAAAAGGGAAUGCACUUUAAAACAAUCUUCACCGGCCGCCGUGGUGACACCAUCUUCAGCAGCCGAUUCCAGUUCAGCGCUGACCAAGAUCCCCGCAAAGCAUUGACUUUGGAUAUGAAACUGGCUGACAACAGAGGCAACUACACUUUUGACUUCCACGUCGAGCAACCAUACACGAAACUCGCUUUCAUUAUGAUGGCCUACGCAGCUGCCAAAGAAGGACGAAUCAGCACCGGAGUGGAGCUCAACUACAACAGUCACAGACGUUAUUAUGAUAAAUACAUCAUCAGAACCGACAUCAACAAGGUCACACAGGAAGCCGUCUUUGAGGUUGUGUCUCCCAAGAACCAUAUUGAAAUCACAGGAUCCCUAGACACCAACAAGCAGUAUUCAGUGUCUUUGAACAAACGAGAAUCUGGUAUGAAUGACAUGCAGGCCACAGCAUCAAUCAGCCCCAACGCCAAAAAUAUGCACCUCCAACUAAACUACGACCAAGCCAACCCUGAAAAAGUGUUCCACAUCGAUGGAGAAGUCAUGGACAAAAAGCUUAUGAUGAAGGCCUACAGGACUUCGGGACAGCAGAAGGCGAACCGAGACGGAAAACUGAUCAUAGAAAUGAGACCCUCAAGCAUUCUGUUUUUCCAGCUUUUAUGGAACACCCAGAUGCUCAAGGAAAUCACUGAUUAUGGUUUUGUCGUAUUCCAGACCUACGGAGAAAAGAUCCAGACCUUUGGUGAAACUAUUGGAAAGAGUGUUUCUGAAGAAUUCGUGUCAAAAGUGCAAGAUAUUAAGAGAGUCUUCAAAGACGAUAUGGAACCAAUUGCCAACUACCUCCCUUCGGUUUACAACGACAUCUACAGGGACGUCGCUAAACACACCGCCAAAGUUGCCGAACUCUAUGGCAGGAAUGUCUUAUACAUGAAAAGCAUGGGUGAUUCGGUUAUGGGGGCCUGGGAAUCAAUGUGGACCAGCUACCAGAACAAUCUCGUAUACAUGAAGAGACAAAUGCAAGAAUUCAACGCCUACAUGAGCGACAAACUUGACGAAGCUAAAAUAAUGGUUGACUCAUAUUAUUCCGACUUCGAAAAUGGCUAUCAGGCUGCCAAGGCUAAGCUGUUCCACCAAAUUGAUGAAAUGUUCCUAUACGUUGAACAACAAUUUAACAAUGGAUUCGAACACUUCACCUCCCUCCACCAAGAGAUCAACACCUAUAUCAGCAAGUUCCCAGCUGUGAUGAAACGUGUCCAAGACCAGAUUAAGAAGCAUCCAUUAAUUGCCAAAGCUGUUGACUACAUGGUCAGCAUGUAUGAAGCAAUGAACAACAUGAAAGAGGAAUUCAUCGCCGAACACGGUGACAUCAGUGUACUCUCGCACCCAAUGGUCGACCUCCUGCUCAGCAUCUCCAACGAUAUUUACAAACACGUAUUGAAAUCCUACGGUUACUUACACCUUGAAGAAGUCCUUCCCGAUCUGAAAAACAAAGUCAUUCGAUUUGUGAAGAAAGAAGUCGCUACUUUGAAGAAAGCUUUGACAAGCAUCGAUCUAAAAGUCCUGGUAUUUGAUCCCAAGAACGGUGAGAUCAGCGCCCAACUUUACUAUCAUGGCUUAAUCAGUGCCUACAGACACCUAGAAGACACAAGCGAUUCUUUGGAUAAAGUCAGUCGUUCUUUCCAGAAGUACUCCAACAAGCUAUCGGCCUUCACUGACUGGACCGUCUAUGACACUUACUACCACGUCAAACCAUCCUCGGACGUCAAAAACUGGGUCCCACCAUUCAAAGCCCGUGCCAGUCUGUUCGGCGGAGAACACAUCACCACUUUUGAUGGACGCCACUUAAACUUCAAAGGAACCUGCAGCUACAUCCUGGCUCGCUCUGAAGGCAACUUCAAGAUCGUCGCUGAUUACAGGAACAAGGGACGCCAAGCAUCUGUUGAAUCCAUCUCAAUGACAACCAAGACUGGAAACAAGAUCAGAAUCACAAGAGAUUCCAAAGUUGAAGUCAACGACCGCGUCAGCAAACUUCCCGUCAGCCUCAGCGACGUCCACAUCCACCGCAACGGCGACCUCAUCGUUGUUGAGGGCACCAACGGAUACACCGUCAGCUGCAACCCCAAAUCCGAUUUCUACAUCGUUGACAUCAGCGGAUGGUAUUACAACAAGGUCGGAGGCUUAUUCGGUACCUAUGACAACGAAAAGACCAACGACAUGACCAUGUCCAACAUGCACGCCACCAACGACCUGCAAGAAUUCGCCAACUCCUGGUCCACCUCUCGCUCCUGUCGCUCCCAGAACCACGCCCGUGGUCAUAUGGUCCCUGAAAACCGAAAAUGUGCCGAAAUGUUCAUGGAACCAUCGUCACCUUUUAGGAAUUGCUUCAAACAGGUAAACCCCAAUCCAUUCUACCACGCAUGCGCAAGCUACAUGACCAGCGUCAACAAACCCUUGAAGGUCCUCUGCGAUGUCUCUUCUUACUACGUCAACCAAUGUCACUACAACGAUGUCCAACUACCAAUCCCGAUCCGAUGCUCUACCCACUAAACAUAAUUGAAGAUCGAACCCCACAAACUUUUCAUCACUUCAAUUUAAAUAACUAAUGUAAUGAACCAAUAAAAUUAUAUUUGCAUGUCAA